Venustampulla echinocandica is the source of this 1767-nucleotide messenger RNA. RefSeq lists its product as uncharacterized. The record is from RefSeq and is a predicted model, not a curated record. The transcript is spliced from 3 exons. NCBI's taxonomy places the organism in Eukaryota, Fungi, Ascomycota, Leotiomycetes, Helotiales, Pleuroascaceae. The coding region runs from base 1 to 1767 and encodes 588 amino acids.
AUGUGGAAGAAGCUGAACAAUCCCAAGGGCGCACGGCAACCGUCCCACCCUCAGCCGAAGAUCGAUGAACAACCAUAUAGUCCACCAUAUGGACUAGGAGUCGAGGUGCAUUCUCCAGAGUCUCCUCUCCACGGAAAUAUGCCACCUCCGCGCGAAACGAGAGGCGAGAUGUCGCCAAAGAACCUUCCCCAGCUACCAUUCGAGCUUGCCCCUCCAUCUCCUCCUGAGCAUCGAAAUUCAAAAUUUAGACCAGCCUCCUCAAUCUAUUCGCAACCGUCCCCAAAUCCAAUCGUCACACGUUUCCCAGGAACGUCAUACGUAACUACGUCAACAGCAUAUACAGAUGAGGUCUCUCCCCCAAGCUCACCAGAUUUUGGUGUAAUACAUAGAAGCCAAAACCAGCCGGUUGACGAGGAAGUGUCUCCAAUCGACGAAAUGCCAGAUAUUUCACGGCUUGGAGUAGGCCGACCCCCUAGCCAACCAAGUUCGAAUCCCAAGCCAACAUCAAGCAACAUUCCUGUUCUUCGAAGAGAAAAGCGACGCAACCAAGCUGUAGCGGCUGUGUCAAACUUGGUACCUCGAAAGCAGUCAGGGCUGACAAGUAGGCCAACCAAGGAUCCGAGUUGGGACCCUUAUUCAGGGGAACCGACAACUAGCGGGAAGGGAAAGAAGCAAUCCACGAAGCCAGGCGAAUUCGGCCCCCCCUCUCUUCGUUCGGCGCAGGACCCAUCUUUUUUGGGAAACGAAGCACACGUCAGCGCCACUCCGAUGAAGAACGCAUCUUUUGGUGAUCGGGUUCGAAAAUUGAGGUCGGGUAAUCCACCAGAAGAGAAACCACAGUGGAGGGGGGCAAGUGGCCGUGUGACGUUAGUUCCCCCUGCAGAGGAUCGAUUGGACCUCCCACCUUUAAGCAUGCCCCCAAAGAGUACCCAACCGACUCCACCUCCACGGAGUGAUAGUAUCCCCUCAGCGCGCGUAGACCCUAUCAUCAGGCCCGUACGUUCAGAUAGCCCUUCAAGUGCACCGCACACUGGAACCCAACCCCAUAGAAAUGUGCCAACCGACACUCAGCAACGAGUCGAGACAAUUAGUCCGGAGGAAAAAAGGUUCCGUGAACAAUACAAGGUUCAGAAUUUCAUAAACGCCCCUCCUGAGCCUUACGUUCAACCACCGUCGCGCUUCAGCGUAUCGACUGCUGCGCCCUCUGAAGCACGCACCACCCCUCGUCCAUCGACUGAUACCUUCGACCCACCAUUAGAGCCGCCACCCCCAAUGCCUACUCCACCAUCUUCUCUUCUCGAUCGUACCCGACCAAAGGUUGGCCGCGGUCCAAGGGAAGGAGUUUCACGCAAGCCAUUGAAUACAUCGUCGCCAGUAGUUGUUAGUAUAUCCAAUAGCAAUGCCUCUAAACGUGCCUCGAAUGUCGGCAAGACGCUCCCCGUCACUCCGGCUGAACAAGAAUCUCACGAUCUUAUCACAUCGCUACAAGCUCAACUCGAUGACCUUACUCAUAGGAGGAAAAAUAUAUCGAUGAGUAUCCGCCAAAUGACGGAGUUAAUGCCAACAGAUAGUGUCACCCUGACAGCUGAGGUUAGGACAAAACGGGAAGAGGAGAAGAGGAAAGUUGAGGGCCUGAGGGAGGAGGAGGCUGAUGUGCGGCGGCAGGAACAUGAAAUUGGGCUGCGGCUGCAUCGGGCAUGGAAGCGGAAAGACAAAGAGGCAACAUAUGAGCCAACUGGGCUAUGGGUGAGGAGGGUCACGGGUUGA